This is a messenger RNA of Eleginops maclovinus (Patagonian blennie), 804 nucleotides long. RefSeq names its product polysaccharide biosynthesis domain containing 1 (gene pbdc1). Gene Ontology annotation, cellular component: cytoplasm. The record is from RefSeq and is a predicted model, not a curated record. Bases 78 to 578 code for a protein of 166 amino acids. The transcript is spliced from 6 exons. NCBI's taxonomy places the organism in Eukaryota, Metazoa, Chordata, Actinopteri, Perciformes, Eleginopidae.
CAGCGCAUGCGCAGAUGUAAAGCCCAUGGUUGUAAUGAAUCAUCUCAAACUGUAGAGGAUCUUUGUCUGAGAGAGAAAUGGCGUCUGAUGAUGUUUUGAGCUCUUUGGGUCUGCAGGGCGCCUCGGCUGCGGCUCACGCUCUGUCUCUGCCUGCGGACGCUUACGGGAAUGAUCCUCAGCUGGAGGUCAUGUGGGCGAUGAAGGCCUACAACCACGCAGAGGUCUACUUCAACCUGAUCUCCUCCGUGGAUCCGAAGUUCCUGAAACUGACGAAGCUGGACGACGACAUCUACAAACUGUUCAGAGAGACGUUCAAAGACCUGGACAUCAGGAAGCUGCAGCCCGACGACCUGAAGUCUGACCAGAUGAAGGAGGUGUGGCGCCCGUUCUGUAACCAGUUCCAGGGACUCAUCGAGGACUUCAACUACGGCACCCUGCUGAGGCUGGACUGUGAGAAGGACUACACCGAGGAGAACACCAUCUUCGCCACCAGGACUCAGUUCUUCGCCGUGGAGGUCGCCCGCAACAAAGAGGGCUGCAACGACGCCGUGUUCACGUCCAAAUCCUCCAAGAGCUAGUCACCACCGGGCGGAUGAACCCAUUUCCUCAAAGACGUCCCCCCAGGAGGCGUCCUCUAAGUUAUACUUUUACCGGUCCUCAUUGAACCCGGUCUGUUAGCCAGCCUCCAGAUGUUUGGACACUUCUGUGUUUUGUAUUUACUGUAAAGUUUUAUUGUGCCAAACAUUGUUUUUAUUUUGCUCGCCUGUAACCAAGGGAACCACCAAUAAAGACAGAUGCGUUUUA